This is a messenger RNA of Helobdella robusta, 309 nucleotides long. RefSeq lists its product as hypothetical. The record is from RefSeq and is a predicted model, not a curated record. The transcript has 3 exons. The annotation marks the transcript as partial. NCBI's taxonomy places the organism in Eukaryota, Metazoa, Annelida, Clitellata, Rhynchobdellida, Glossiphoniidae.
ACUUCUUUGGAAGGCAUCAGAAAGAAGACAAUUAAUCAACUUUUGACAUUGAAGAGAGCUUCAGGAUGCGAAAUUGUUGUCACAGGUUGUGGAACAGAAUCCGGACACGGGCACAGCACCAGGGGCGCCAAAAGCCAUGCAAACGGAUACAAAGUGGAUUUAAGGAUAAACACCUGCAUAUCUAAUUACAUCAAGAGCAAUUUUGCUCAUAUUGGCCAGCGUGGGGGUGACCAGGCCGACAUGUACAAAAGCAGCGCAGGCAACAUUUACGCACUGGAAAGUGACCACUGGGAUGUCCUGUACGUGUAG